UUCAACAAGAGCGCCAACCCAAAAAAUCCACCUCCAAGCAUCAUGAAAUUCGCCGUCGCUAUUGUCCUCACCCUGGCCCUGGCCAUGGGCGUCCAGUCCUCCGUGAUCCCUCUGCUGUCGCAAGUGGCCGGACAUGGUCUGUCCUACACCGCCGUCUCUGGACCCGCUGUGGUGGCCUCCCCCUGGGCUGUUCCCGCUGCCCACUGGCCCGCCGCCGUCUCCGUGGCUUCUUGGCCUCCGGCAGCUGUCCAUGCCCCCGCUGUGGUGGCUGCCGCUCAUGCCCCCGCUGUGGUGGCUGCUGCUCAUGCUCCCGCCGUGGUUGUGGCUCCCGUUGCCCAUGAGGGCGUCUACACUGCCCAGACCCGCGGAGCCAUCCACACCGCUCCUCUGGCCGGACACAUCCAGUCGGUGGCUUCCAUCAACGCUGCUCCUGCCCCCGGAACUCUGUAAGGAGGAUUCUGAAUCUGAAUCCACACCUGAACUGAUCGGACCCCUGCCGCUGCCCUUUGGAAACUGCCAUCGCCUACACCACUGCUUUGUAAAUACAUUGUAUAUAUAGUCCUAUAUAUAGACAGGGUACUCGCACCUAGCACCUGAACAGGAGCUACUUCCACAGCCACCAAAAUUCCCUUUCGAACCGAGCACUCCUUCUCUCGCUUACCUAUUUAUUUAGCAUACAUUUUCCAAGCUUUCCUGUGAGAAGAAAACCUAUCAGCAUUGAACUUUCCUUCGAAGGAAGUGCCAAGAGCAUUGCCGACGAGGAAAUGUUGGAACAUUUUGCAAAUAAAGAAAAUGUUAAUAAAA
Messenger RNA from Drosophila kikkawai, 804 nucleotides. RefSeq names its product Adult cuticle protein 1 (gene Acp1). The record is from RefSeq and is a predicted model, not a curated record. NCBI's taxonomy places the organism in Eukaryota, Metazoa, Arthropoda, Insecta, Diptera, Drosophilidae.